CCUAUUGAACACUACCUUACAUCUUCUAAUAUACCCACCUAUUUAUGUAAUGUCAUCUCAAUUACUAGUACAGGUGGACAUGCAUUAUUCUAUACGAAUGUGCCAGGAGGCCUGGUGAGGAGACUGCUUUGAGCCUUGGAUCAGCUGAAAGAACAGACACUGGUCUUCCUUGGCUCACUUGAAAGUGCAGACAUCUGACUUUGGAUCCGCUGAAAGCAUAGACAUCUGUGUUCCUCAGUACAGUUGAAAGUGCAGGCAAUUUGUCGUUUCCCAUUGCACAAUGGGAGGCUGUUUGUCCUCUUUUCACAGAAGGAACAUCGAGACCCCAAACUUGUGGUCCACCUCAGACCCCUCCCUCCCCUCCUUGCUGGGGGACGACCUCUUCUAUGUGUCGGACCUGAGCUCACAGAAGUGGAAAGACACUGUCGGCCGCCAUGUUGCGUCUUCCCUGCCACAGCGGGAGGUUGACCACCAGGAAGCCAUCAAUGAGCUGUUUGUGACAGAAGCCUCUCACCUGCGGCUUCUGCGUGUCCUGACUGUCUUCUUCUAUCAGCGCAUGUUUAGGGAGAAACUUCUUUCGCAGGAGGAGCUGGCCCUCCUCUUCCCCAACCUCCCAGAGCUGCUGAAGAUUCACAGUUCUCUGUCAGAAUCGAUGAAAACACUUCAAGAACAAGGGCCCAUCAUCCAUGAAAUUGGGCACUUCAUGCUUUCCCAGUUUGGUGGGCCUGCACGCGAAGAGAUCCAACAGGCAGUCUCUGACUUCUGUGUGAACCAGUCCAAGGCCCUGGAGCUGAUCGAGACCAAGCUGCAGAAGGACACUCGAUUCCGGCUUAUCAUUCAGGAAGCAGAGAGUAACUACCAGUGCCGCCACCAUCAACUGAAAGAUCUCAUCCUCUCCGAAAUGCAGCAGCUGACAAACUACCCUUUGCUGCUGGAUAAUAUUAUCAAACACACUGAUGGGCAGUCUUCAGAGCACCAGAAGCUGUGCCAGGCUAGGGACCAAUGCCGGGAAAUCCUUCAGUGUGUGAAAGAGAUUGUGAAGAAGGCCGAAAACCAUCAUCGCCUGGAGACCUAUCAGAUGUGUUUGGACACCACCUCGCUGCAGUGGACCACCAACACACUGGCAGCGGAGUUCAAGAAUAUUGACCUCCGGAGUCAUUGCCUGAUCCACGAGGGCCCCUUGCGCUGGCGCCUGCGCAAAGACAAGACUGUGGACUUGCACGUGUUGCUGCUGGAAAAUCUCCUGCUGCUCCUGCAGAGGAAGGAUGAGAGACUUGUUCUCAAGUGCCACAGGAAGAGGGUGUGGGGCUCCUCAGGCACUUGGCAAACGAUCAGCCCCGUCCUCAAGCUGAAUGCAGUGCUGAUCCGCACCGUGGCCACAGAUCCGCGAGCUUUCUUUGUCAUUUGCACAUCAGAACUGGUACCCCAUCUGUAUCAGCUCGUUGCCUCAACACCUUCAGAAAAGAAUAUGUGGAUAGAACUUCUGGAAGAGGCAGUAAGGCGCGCCAAGGGAAAUGCCACCUUGCCCUCAGGGAAUCUGAGAUAAUAUUAACUUCACAUGUAAUAAAUUAAAACCACAGAGCUUUAUUAGAACACCCUUUUGCAUUAUUCUACGGACUUUAUAAAAUGGCGACAGCGGCAGGGGUGGGGGGAUCUUUCUGUUGUACCAUCACCAAUUACCCUGCUCCUCAAACACCGUUCCUGCUACUAGUUAAGGUCAAUGGGAUGUCAAGAGCCGUUUUCUCAUAGCUUUUCUGGGCCAACUGAGGUUAUCAAAACAGAAUUCUGCAGACGGUAACAAGAAAAUAAAGGAAGUUGUAUCUUUCUUGCACCUCAGCAGCAUCCCCCCAUGCCUCAAAUUACUGCAUGAAAAGUUCUGACUCCUUUUACCAAUUGUAACUCUUUGAGGCAGAGAACUAUUUGCCUCUGUAAACUGUAGGGCACAUUAACUAUGCUUCAUAAAUAAUCUUUUAAAAAAGCAUCAGAGUUAAGAAAAACACAAUGUGUGUGAAGUUGUCCCUAAUCUCACACCCUUUUGGAGUCUGAUAGAUUGGAGUUUUACAUGGAUUACAGGUUGCCAACUUUUAUUAUUUGCCCGUGCACCUAUGCUUUCAACCACAGCUUGAUCUGCUGGCGUUAGCAAGGUGUUCAAGCUAACCUUUCAUGUCAUUGGAGGGGGGAUUCCCUCUCAAUUCCUUUAGGCC
Messenger RNA from Podarcis muralis (Common wall lizard), 2204 nucleotides. Lineage: Eukaryota; Metazoa; Chordata; Lepidosauria; Squamata; Lacertidae. The record is from RefSeq and is a predicted model, not a curated record.